CCAUGGCGGGUCUUCCUGGCGGUCGGUUGUCAGCGCUGCAGCGAGGUUCUUGAUAAGAAGUACUUUCUAGACUUCAAGAUUUCAGAAGAGAGGUGAAAGGGUAUAUUGAAACUUUGAGUCAAGCCUGUAGACAGGUGGACUGACAGACGGAAUAAACCACAGGAGGUGACCUAUUGAGAAACAAACACUGGGCAAACCUGCUGUUCUGCACCAAGGGUGGGAAAAAUGUCACAAGUUACAACCUCCUAUUCCUAUAAUGCUCCAACAGACUUCAUCAAUUUUACAUCUUUGAAUGAUGAGGAAGAUACCCCAAACAUAGAUUCCUGGUUUGAAGAGAAGGCCAAUUUGGAGAAUAAGUUUCCUGGGAAAAAUGGUACAGGAGGGCUUUUUCAGGGCAAAACUCCCAGAACAGCUAAUCUUCAGCAAGAUGUCACACCUCUGAGACCAGUUGACAACACUUAUAACAAAGAGGCAGAAAAAGAAAACCUGGUGGAAGAGUCCAUUCUAACAAAUGCUUGUUCUUCUCUGAAAGUCAAAGGACCCACAUCAAGAAAUAUUCUAGCUCAGCCUCAGAGAAGAUUGCUUAGACUCUCUGCUCAGAAGAGUUUGGAGCAGAAAGAAAAACAUCAUGUACCAAUGAAAGCCAAGAGAUGUGCUACUCCUGUAAUCGUCAAUGAAAUUCCACUCUCCAAAAAAAUGAAAGUUUCUCACAAUAAAAAGAAGCAAGAGGAAGAAGGCAGUACUCAUCAAGAUGCUUCUGAAAAGAAUGAGUCUUCCCCAGAGAAGGCCAAGGGCAGACAUACUGUGCAUUGGAUUCCACCUGUAAGGCAGAAGAUUCUAAAAAGUACUGAGGAGCAAGAGUUGGAGAAGAGAAUGAAAAUGCAGCAAGAGGUGGUAGAGAUGCGGAAAAAGAAUGAAGAAUUCAAGAAAUUUGCUCUUGCAGGAGCAGGGCUCCCUGUGAAGAAAUCAGUGAGCCAGGUAACCAAAUCAGUUGACUUCCACUUCCUCACAGAUGAGCGAAUCAAACAACAUCCUAAGAACCAGGAGGAGUAUAAGGAAGUGAACUUUACAUCUGAACUGCGAAAGCAUCCUCGAUCUCCUGCCCGAGUGACUAAGGGAUGCACCAUUGUUAUGCCUUUCAACCUGUCCCAGGGAAAGAAAAGAACAUUUGGUGAGACGGCUUCUACAUACGUGCCCCUUGCACAGCAGGUCGAAGCCUUCCAUAAACGAACCCCUAACAGAUACCACUUGAGGAGCAAGAAGGAUGAUAUUACUCUGUUACCCUCCAAAUCUGUGGCCAAUAUAUGCAGAGACUCACAGACUCCUGUGCUGCAAACCAAACAGCGUGCAAGACCUGUGACCUGCAAAAGUGCCACGGAACAGGAGGCUGAGGAGCUUGAGAAACUGCAGCAAUACAAAUUCAAAGCACAGGAACUUGAUCCCAGAAUUCUUGAAGGUGGGCCCAUCUUGCCUAAGAAACCGCCUGUGAAGCCAUCCACUCAGCCUAUUGGCUUUGAUUUGGAAAUUGAGAAGAGGAUCCAGGAGCGAGAGUCAAAGAAGAAAUUGGAGGAUGAACACUUUGAAUUUCAUUCUAGGCCCUGUCCUACUAAGAUCUUGGAAGAUGUUGUGGGUGUUCCUGAAAAGAAAGUACUUCCAAUCACUGUCCCCAAGUCACCGGCCUUUGUUCUGAAGAACAGAAUGAGAAUACGCACCAAAGAAGAUGAGGAAGAGGAGAAGCCAGUAGUGAUAAGAGCUCAACCUGUGCGAUAUUUUGGAAUACCUUUUAAGCCCCAAAUCCCAGUGGGGAGAACUGUGGAAAUAUGCCCUUUCUCUUUUGAUUCUCGAGACAAAGAACGUCAGUUACAGAAGGAGAAGAAAAUAAAAGAACUGCAGAAAUGGGAGGUACCCAAAUUCAAGGCGCUUCCUUUGCCUCAUUUUGACACCAUUAACCUGCCGGAGAAGAAGGUGAAGAAUACAACCCAGGUUGAGCCUUUCUGCUUUGAGACCGACAGAAGAGGUGCUCUGAAGGCACAGACUUGGAAGCACCAGCUGGAGGAAGAAGUAAAACAGCAGAAAGAAGCAACUUGCUUCAAGGCUCGUCCAAACACCGUCAUCUCCCAGGAGCCCUUUGUUCCUAAGAGAGAGAAAAAAUCCCUUACUGAGGGCCUUUCUGGUUCUCUAGUUCAAGAAACUUUUCAGCUGGCCACUGAGAAGAGAGCCAAGGAGCGGCAGGAGCUGCAGAAGAGAAUGGCUGAGGUGGAAGCCCAGAAAGCCCAGCAGUUGGAGGAGGCCAGGCUACAGGAGGAGGAGCAACAGAAGGAGGAGCUGGCCAGACUACGGAAAGAACUGGUACACAAGGCAAAUCCAGUACACAGGUACCAGGGUGUGGAAGUCAAGUCAAGUGACCAGCCCUUGACCGUGCCUGUAUCGCCUAAGUUCUCCACUCGAUUCCACUGCUAAACUUGGCUCUGAGCUGUGGACACCGCCUGGGAACCAGAGCUACUCUUCCCAUUAAACUAGGAGCCUUCUUUGUCACGGGGGCAUGGAUACAACCCAUUUCUACAGGCUUUUACCUACUCAUGCCUGAAAAGUG
Kogia breviceps (pygmy sperm whale) is the source of this 2593-nucleotide messenger RNA. RefSeq names its product targeting protein for Xklp2-like. Gene Ontology annotation, cellular component: microtubule; spindle. The record is from RefSeq and is a predicted model, not a curated record. NCBI's taxonomy places the organism in Eukaryota, Metazoa, Chordata, Mammalia, Artiodactyla, Physeteridae. Gene Ontology annotation, biological process: activation of protein kinase activity; regulation of mitotic spindle organization.